AUGCUGCAGCACUUGAAGAACGCGUUAGUUGAUAAACUUGAAGAACAACGUGAACAAGAACCUCAUUGUACAGUUAAAUGGGAAGACACAAGGAGAAUUGAAGUUAUUCCACAAAAAUAUAUUCGCUUAUCACCAUUACAAGAACCUGAAGAUAAGGUUACUUACACGAUUGUUAUUGAUGGUGUAAAACGUCAUGGAAAAGUUCUUGCUCAUGGUACAAAAGAAUAUUGUGAAUCUAUUCAACAAAAAUUAUCACCUCAAAAAUCAAAACGACAAGUUGGAAAUGCGGCUUCUGGAAAAAGUUCGAAUCUUGUCGAUGAUUUAUUAUUAAUGGGUAUUCUUGCAAAAUUAAUGAACAAUGUUGAAUCCGAUAAUACUCGUGAUAUUCAUGAUGCUGAAUGUGCUUCAUGUAAAAUGAAACCUAUUCGUCAAGUUGAUCGAUAUCAUUGUUUAGAAUGUUCAUCACCAAAUUAUGAUUUAUGUGGACGUUGUUUUGAAAGACGUCGACAAACAGGAAACCAUUUAAGUGGACAUGCUAUGGCUCAUUUUAAAUUGCCAAAUGAACUUUUAGGAAUGCAAUUUAAUAAUAUUGAUAAUGAAGUUAAGUUAAGUAAAUUAAAAAAAUUAGAUACACUUCGUUAUGAAAAACAUGAUGGUAUAAAUUGUGAUGGUGUUUGUCAUCAAAACAAUUUCGUUGGUUUACGUUUUAAAUGUGAUACAUGUCCGAAUUAUAAUUUAUGUGAAACAUGUGCAAUUACGAAACGUGUUUGUACGAAAAAUCAUGAAAGAGAUCAUCCAUUAAUAUUAACUUCGAAUAGAGUUAUUCCGAAAAUUGAUCCAAAUGAUAUAGAAAUUGGUGAAAUUCUAGGCAGAGGAGGUUUUGGUUAUGUAUGUAAAGCAAUAUGGCGAUCAAAAAAUCAUCAACUUGCUUGUAAAGUAAUUGAAAUAUCUGAUGGAUCAUCAACAUCACAUCAACUUCAACGAAGUUUUGUUCUUGAAUUAGCUGCAUAUCGAGAACUAUCAAGUCCAUAUAUUCUUCAAACAUUUGCUUAUGCAACUCGAACAAUACCAGCAAAUAGAAAUCGUGGACCAAAAACUCAAUUUAUGAUAUUAAUGGAAUUAAUGGGACGUGGAAGUUUAAUUAAUCUUCUUGAAACUCAACCAAAUAAAGUAUCAAUAAGACGCAAGUUAUCAAUGUCUCGACAAGUUGCAUCCGGUAUGAGACGCAUUCAUCAACAUGGAAUGAUACAUCGUGAUAUUCGACCUGAUAAUAUUCUUAUUACUGAUGAUUAUGUAGCUAAAAUUGGUGAUAUGGGUAUUGCUCGUAUUCUUGAUCGAAAUGACCAAACUCAAAUAGGCUGUAUACAAUUUAUGCCACCAGAAUUUUUUCGUAAUGCAUCUGAUGGACACGUUAAAUGUGAUGAAAAACUAGAUAUAUAUACAUAUGGUCUUACAUUAAAUCAAUUAUUUACAGAACGAAUGCAUGAUUUUCGUUUUGCAUCACCGUUACCUCGUAUUACAAUAACUAAAAAAAGUCCAGUUUUUUAUGAUGAAAUUAUUUUAAGAUGUUUAGAUGAUGAUUCUAAACGACGACCACGUGCUAUUGAAAUUGAAAAAACUUUAGAAUUAUUUGAACAAGCUUUUUUGGAAAACAUGAAAUCAGAAUCUUAUACAAGAAUGAAUACACAAGAGAAAGAUCAAGUUUUUAUUGAAUUUUAUGGAAAAAAUAAAAGUAAUAUUCAACGCUUUAUUAAAGAAAAAUUUCCUGAACAAUUUAUCAAAGAAAUUCCUAUUGAAUUUUCAAAUAAACAAAAACAAACACCAACGUCUGAAGAACAACACUUAAAUGAUCCUUGUCGUAUUAAUUAA
This is a messenger RNA of Rotaria sp. Silwood1, 1869 nucleotides long. Lineage: Eukaryota; Metazoa; Rotifera; Eurotatoria; Philodinida; Philodinidae. The record is from the annotation of a GenBank genome assembly.